Molecule: messenger RNA, 5629 nt
Organism: Pogona vitticeps (central bearded dragon)
Lineage: Eukaryota; Metazoa; Chordata; Lepidosauria; Squamata; Agamidae
Source: RefSeq, a predicted model, not a curated record
CAGGACCCAGCUGGCAUAUUUGAACUGGUCGAAGUGGUUGGCAAUGGGACCUAUGGGCAAGUUUACAAGGGCCGGCAUGUCAAGACGGGCCAGUUGGCUGCCAUAAAAGUCAUGGACGUCACAGAGGACGAAGAGGAAGAGAUCAAGCAGGAGAUCAACAUGCUGAAGAAGUACUCCCACCACCGCAACAUCGCCACCUACUACGGGGCGUUCAUUAAGAAGAGCCCCCCAGGGAACGACGACCAGCUCUGGCUGGUGAUGGAGUUCUGCGGCGCCGGCUCCGUGACAGAUCUGGUGAAGAACACCAAGGGCAACGCUCUGAAGGAGGACUGCAUCGCCUACAUUUGCCGGGAGAUCCUUGAUUUUGGGGUCAGCGCCCAGCUGGACCGCACAGUGGGACGCCGGAACACCUUCAUCGGCACCCCGUACUGGAUGGCUCCGGAGGUGAUUGCCUGUGACGAGAAUCCGGAUGCCACCUAUGACUACAGGGUAGUUGAUUUUGGGGUCAGCGCCCAGCUGGACCGCACAGUGGGACGCCGGAACACCUUCAUCGGCACCCCGUACUGGAUGGCUCCGGAGGUGAUUGCCUGUGACGAGAAUCCGGAUGCCACCUAUGACUACAGGAGCGAUAUCUGGUCCCUGGGCAUCACCGCCAUCGAGAUGGCCGAGGGAGCCCCACCCCUGUGCGACAUGCAUCCCAUGCGGGCGCUCUUCCUCAUCCCUCGCAACCCACCCCCCAAGCUGAAGUCAAAGAAAUGGUCCAAGAAGUUCAUUGAUUUCAUUGACAACUGCCUGAUCAAAGCCUACACCAGCCGCCCCCCAACAGAGCAGCUCCUCAAGUUCCCCUUCAUCAGGGACCAGCCCACCGAGCGACAAGUCCGCAUCCAGCUCAAGGACCACAUCGACCGCACCCGGAAGAAGAGGGGGGAGAAAGACGAGACCGAGUAUGAGUACAGUGGCAGUGAGGAAGAGGAUGAUGGGCGUGGUGAAGAAGGGGAGCCCAGUUCUAUCAUGAAUGUCCCCGGCGAGUCCACGCUCCGGAGGGAGUUCCUUCGGCUGCAGCAGGAGAACAAGAGCAACUCCGAGGCCCUGAAGCAGCAACAGCAGCAACUGGCGGCUCAGCACCGCGACUCCGAGGCCCACAUCAAGCACCUGCUGCAUCAGCGCCAGCGGCGCAUCGAGGAGCAGAAAGAGGAGAGAAGGCGCGUCGAAGAGCAACAGCGAAGAGAGCGAGAGCAGCGGAAGCUGCAGGAGAAGGAGCAGCAGCGGCGCCUGGAGGACAUGCAGGUGAUGCGCCGGGAGGAGGAGCGCCGGCAAGCCGAGAGGGAGCAGGAGUACAAGCGGAAGCAGCUGGAGGAGCAGCGUCAGUCCGAGCGGCUCCAGCGGCAACUCCAGCAGGAACACGCCUACCUGAAGUCUCUCCAGCAGCAGCAGCAGCUUCAUAAGCAGCAGCAGCAGCAGCAGCAGCAGCAGCCGGAGAAGAAGCCCCUCUACCAUUACAACCGUAGCGCCAACCCCACCGAGAAGCCCACCUGGGCCCGUGAGGUGGAAGAGCGGACCCGCAUGAACAAGCAGAAUUCCGCCUCGCCCGUGGGGAAGACCAAGCUGGGUGGCAGCGGGGCGGAUUCUGCUCCACCGCCCCGUGCCGAGUCAGUGUCGCUCAACUCCUCCCCGGCCUCCCAGACCCCGCCCAUGCAGCGCCCCGUGGAACCCCAGGAGGGGCCGCACAAGAGCCACGUCGCCCACCGCGUCCCGCUCAAACCAUACGCCGCCCCUGUCCCUCGCUCCCAGUCGCUGCAGGACCAGCCCGGCAAGAACAUGGCUGCUUUCCCUGUCCAUGACUCCUCCUCUUCCUCCUCCGCCCCCUCCCCGCCCCGGGCGGGCAUGAUCCGGCAGAACUCCGACCCCACCUCCGAGGGGCCUGCCCCGCCGCCAGUUCCCCAGCGGACGUCUUCCAUCGCAACCGCGCUUAACACCAGCGGGGCAGCCAGCAGCAGCGGAGGCGGCAUCAGACCUGCCCAUGCGGUCCGUGCCAGACCUCGUAGCAAGUCUGCGUGGCAUAUCCACAUGCAGAGCCGGCUGGAGCAGGGGCCCAACUGGGGGGACCCCUUGCCAGCCCCUCCUCCUCCUCCCCAGCCUGCGGGCCGGACCCCGUCCCGGGACCCACCGGCCACCGUGCCAAACGCCAGUAGUAACCCUGACCUGCGGAGGAGCGACCCUGGCUGGGAGCGGGCCGACAGUUUGCUGCACUCCGGGGGAGGCAACGUGCCCCAGGCGGGAUCGCUGGAGCGCAACCGCAUCGGAGGUCCCCUGAAACUGGACCGUUCUCCAAUCCUGCCGCAAGGGAACAAGCCCAAAGCCGACGACCAUCGCUCCCGGCCUGGCCGGCCUGCCAAUUUUGUGCUGCUGAAGGAGCGCCCGGAGGAGGCAGCCCCCAAGCCCCUCAAGAAGGCCCUGGACUACUCCUCUUCCAGCGAGGACCUGGACUCCAGCGAGGAGGAAGAGGAGGAGGAGGAGGAGGAGGAAGAGCGCUCUGAGCCUGGCACUGACCCUCCGGGAGCCAGAGAUGGCGAUACUGACUCGGUGAGCACAAUGGUGGUGCAUGACGUGGAGGACCUGGCGGGUGGCGGCAGUGGCGGCUCGGAGAGUUCCUACGGCGAGGGCACCAUGCUGGUGCAGCGGACCCCCGAGGAGGAGCGAGGCCUCCUGCACAGUGACAGCAACGGCUACACCAACCUGCCAGACGUGGUCCAGCCCAGCCACUCGCCCACGGAGGCCAAAAGCAGCAACGGCUCUUCCUCACCUGCCAAAGAGGCUGCCACGGAUUACCAGUCGCGAGGGCUGGUCAAGGCACCCGGGAAGAGCUCCUUCACCAUGUUCGUGGACCUCGGCCUCUACCAGAGCUCUCCAGGCAGUGGAGACACCAUCCCCAUCACGGCCUUUGACCCGGGGCGUCUGGAGCAGCUGCAGCUGGAAGCCCGGAAGGGCUCCGUGGUCAACGUCAACCCCACAAACACACGGCCCCACAGCGACACCCCCGAGAUCCGCAAGUACAAGAAGCGCUUCAACUCGGAGAUUCUGUGCGCCGCCCUCUGGGGAGUCAACCUGCUGGUGGGAACAGAGAACGGGCUGAUGCUGCUGGACCGAAGCGGUCAGGGCAAGGUCUACAGCCUCAUCAACCGCCGCCGCUUCCAGCAGAUGGACGUCCUGGAGGGGCUCAACCUGCUGACCACCAUCUCUGGAAAGAGGAACAAGCUUCGGGUCUACUACCUCUCGUGGCUAAGGAACAAGAUUUUGCACAACGACCCGGAAGUGGAGAAGAAACAGGGCUGGACCACGGUGGGGGACAUGGAAGGCUGCGUUCACUACCGCGUAGUGAAGUAUGAGCGGAUCAAAUUUCUGGUCAUUGCGCUCAAGAACUCGGUGGAGGUUUACGCCUGGGCCCCCAAGCCCUACCACAAGUUCAUGGCCUUCAAGGUACAGGGUGAAGGGCAGGGGGGCUUCCCCGAUGGUGGAGAGGGAGCCACGUGGGAACCCGGCCCGGCGGGGAGGGAAGCGAGCGUUGCCUCCACAGCCCAUCCCACCUGCCGGCUCAAAGUGAUCUAUGGCUCAUGCGCUGGUUUCCAUGCCAUCGAUGUGGACUCAGGAAACAACUACGACAUCUACAUCCCAGUCCAUAUCCAGUCCCAGAUCACCCCCCACGCCAUCAUCUUCCUGCCCAACACGGAGGGGAUGGAGAUGCUGCUCUGCUACGAGGACGAGGGGGUCUACGUCAACACCUAUGGGCGCAUCAUCAAGGACGUGGUGCUGCAGUGGGGGGAGAUGCCCACCUCCGUCGCGUACAUUUGCUCCAACCAGAUCAUGGGCUGGGGCGAGAAAGCCAUUGAAAUCCGCUCGGUGGAGACGGGCCACCUGGACGGCGUCUUCAUGCACAAACGGGCCCAGCGGCUCAAGUUCUUGUGUGAGCGCAACGACAAGGUGUUCUUUGCCUCCGUGCGUUCAGGAGGCAGCAGUCAGGUCUACUUCAUGACGUUGAACAGAAACUGCAUCAUGAACUGGUGAGAGGGGGCCUCCUCCGAGCCCCCCCCCGCUGACACAUCCCAGGAAGAAGAACAGGAGCAGCCUCUGCGUGGGGGGGUGAGGGAGGGUUCCCUGCCUUGGGGAGGGCCGGGCAAGGGACAAGCCAGUGAAACCAGUCCCUUGGCAGUUCGCUCCCAGCCCCCGUCUCUCAUCCUCCCCCCCCCCCGGCUGCUGUUUCUUGAGCGGGGGUGGGGGGAUGGAAGUCUUCUGCUUCCUGUUUAUGCUUUUGGCCCUGUUUCUUACAGGGAGACUUGGGGAGCUGCAUGGGGGGGCGCUUUAGGCUAAAGGGGGGCACAGUCCAGGAUGGGCUCUCCCCCUGUGGCCACCUCCAGAGUCCAGAACUGACAUUCCCAUGGCCUCCCGUCUGGGUGGGGCUGUCCUGCUGGAAGUGGGGGAGGAAGAACCCUACUGACGUGGCAUCCCGACCCACCCACCCCCAUUCCAAGGGGUUGCCCCAUUUCAGAGGGGGCAGGAAGAGGAGGGUCACCCAUGCCACAUCAUGUAAAUAGGCAGAAGAGGGGGCCGGUCCCAUUGCGUCUCCACCCCACCCCUGGAUCAGAAGAGGAAGGGAGGAAGGAUCCCCCCCCUCCCAGCAGUCAAGGUGGGGCAUGGUGUUGCAGUGGCCCCGGGUGGCCCAGAAGGGGCGGUAGGAGGAGGAUCUGCCUUCUGCAUUGUGCCGGGGGGGGGGCUACAGAGCCCAAUCCCCUUAGGGCACCCUUUGCAAGGUCCUUCCUCGCGGCAACCCCUGCCCUCGCACAGGCACACACACACCCGGCAGCGCCUGCUGGCGGUCACCCCUUGUGUGCCCUUGUGGCCGGGUGAUCCCUGACCCCCAGCAGACAGUCCCCAUGAAUGGCUCAGCCCAGCCUUCCUCCUUACCCCCCCCCCCACGCACACACCCCUUGCCCCUAUCAGUGUGACACAUCUGGUGGCUACAAACAGGAGUGUCCCCCUCACACUUUUCCAGCGCCUCCCCUUCCUCCACCCCAUGCCGCUUCCCUCAAACCAUGGGACAUACGUGGAUGUAUAUCAGAUUUCUCUCCCACCCACCCCCAAGGGGGGAGCUGUGUAUAUUUUGCUUUAAUUAUCAUUCUUUUUGUAAUGGCGUUUUAAGUAACUGACUAACGAAGCACUUUAAUGGCCCAGCUCAUCCCGGUGGUGGUGGGUUUGGGAGUGACCCAAGCUUAGCAUUGUGUGUGUCCCCCCCCGCCUCCCCCCCCAACCUCCUGCUGGGGUUCUGCUUGGCUCAACAGGGCUGGGGGGCGGCAGGCCCUUGUUGGUGGGGUUGUAUUGCGUGCCACCCAACGGUGUGGGGAAGACUUGCACUGUCAUGCUGGGUGGAGGGGGGCAGUGGGACUGGGCUGGGGCCCAUCCGGGGGCGACGCCACCCCCUCCCCCCCCGGGCGACUUGGUUUCUCGUGUAUUUUUCGCUUGCAUUUGUCCAUAACCGUCUCCCCAGCGGAAGAAGACGGGAGCGGCCCCCCCUCCAGAAGUCAGCGGUGGCCUUGGCAUCUCAUCUGUUAAUAAAAGAACCAAACUCUGUGACUUC